AUGACUCGCGCCCGGCUGUUCGUUUCCGCGGCUCGCGGGUUCCUCGCGAGGCGCGGAGAGCACACUACCAGCAUCUCCUCUCUUGGCACUGGCGCCGAUUCCUUCCUGUGCCACGUCAGCAGAGCUUUAAGCUCCUGCUCAUGGAUCCGAUCCGUUGAAGUGGAUCCAAGCCGUCUAGAGAUCGGUCCUGAUCAUCUCAACCGUUCGCUGGUUCGGAAUGCGUCCGCCUGUUUCUCAAUCUCCUCCGCGCCGCACUAUGGCGGCUCGAACUGCCAAGACCCUAGACCGCCUAGAAGCUACAGGUUCAGCACCAGCGCCGCUGGCGCCGCAGCUGACGCUAUUGGCCUAGAUGAUUCUUCGGCGGCUCCGGUCGCCGAAUCGCACGACGCGUUUCGCAACGAGGCGAUUCGCAAUGUGGCUAUUAUCGCGCACGUCGAUCACGGCAAGACGACGCUCAUGGAUCGCCUCAUCCGCGCCUCGAGCUCCGCUGCUGCCCCCACCACCUCCGCCAGCGGCGGCGGCGGCGGCGGCUUGGGAUCGUCGGAGUUGCCGUGCGAUCGAGUGAUGGACUCGAUCGCUCUGGAGCGAGAACGAGGAAUCACGAUCGCGAGCAAGUACACUUCGGUCACGUUCAGAGGCACCACGCUCAACCUCGUGGACACGCCUGGUCACGCCGACUUUGGAGGGGAGGUGGAGCGGGUGAUGGGCAUGGUGGAUGGGGCGCUGCUAUUGGUCGAUGUGGCAGAGGGCCCCUUGGCGCAGACCAAGUUUGUGUUGGGGAAGGCCCUGCAGAGGGGCUUAAAGCCCAUCGUCGUGCUCAACAAGUGCGACCGACCCUCAGUGACCACGCAGAUGGUGCAUCAAGUGGAAUCAGCCAUCUUCGACCUCUUCGCUUCCUUUGAUGCCACAGAGGAGCAGCUGGACUUCCCGGUGCUCUACGCGUCGGCCAGGCAUGGCUGGGCCAGCUCCUCGUGGCCCCCGCCCCAGCUCACGGCAGCAGGGGCUGCAGCGGCAGCAGAAGCAGCAGCGGUGAAGGGAGAGAGUGGCGUGGUGCCGAUUCUAGAGGCCAUUCUUGAUAGGGUGCCGCCGCCUGUGGUGGACCCAACAGUGCCCUUCCAAAUGCUGGUGUCACUGAUCGACAGGGACCCGUUUCUUGGCCGCCUGCUGAUUGGUCGGAUAGCGUCGGGUUCGGUGCGCGUGGGAGACAGGGUGCGAGCACUGAUGCGGGACAAUGAAGGGGAGGCGGUUACUCUAGAGGAGAGCAAGGUGGUGAAGCUGGUGAAGCGGAGGGGAGUUAAGUCGGAGGAUAUGAGUGAGGCGGGAGCAGGGGACAUCGUGGCAGUGGCAGGGAUGACACACGCCCACGUCUCACACACUCUCGCUGACCUCUCGGUCUCAAAACCCCUCCCAGUUGCGGCUAUUGACCCUCCCACCAUCGCCAUGACCUUCAGCGUCAACGACUCUCCUAUGGCCGGGAGACACGGCACCCAGAUGACGGGGCCGAAGAUCGGUGCACGGCUCAAGGCAGAGGUGGCCACCAACGUGUCUCUGGGGCUGGAGGCGGGUCCCUCUGCGGAUGCCUUCAAGGUGCUGGCCAGGGGCGAGAUGCAGCUGGGUGUGCUUAUAGAGAGUAUGCGCAGGGAGGGAUUUGAGCUCUCCAUAUCGCCACCAUCCGUGCUGUACCGAGAAGAGAAGGGGAAGAAGCUGGAGCCGAUUGAAGAGCUCAUGGUGGAGGUGGACGAGGAGUUUUCAGGGGCAGUCAUCGAUGCGAUCUCUCUCAGAAAAGGAGAGCUCCUGGACAUGAUCACAGAAUCCUCCGCCUCCUCCUCCGAUUCCAGCUCAUCUGUUGCUGACUCAGCAGCAUCUGCCACGUCAUCACCCUCACCGUCCACGUCAUCGCCCUCAUCCGCCAGCUCAGCAUCCUCUUCUCUCUCACGUACACGUCUUCUCUUCACCUGCCCUUCCAGGGGCCUACUGGGAGUGAGAGGUGUUCUCAACACGGCCACCAGAGGCACGGCAGUGCUGCACCGGUCAUUCCUGCGUUACGAGCCUUGGAGGGGUCAGCUGGAGCGAGGGCGCAAGGGAGUGAUUGUAUCGAUGGCCACAGGUACCAUCACAGCCCAUGCUCUCUCCUCUCUCGAAGCUCGAGGCACUCUAUUUGUCAGCCCUGGAGACGAGACAUACGACGGUCAUAUCAUUGGAGAGAACGCCAGGGACGAUGAUAUGGAGGUGAACCCUGUACGCACUAAGGAGCUCACCAACAUAAGAGCAGCGUCCAAAGAUGAAAACAUUCGCCUCACGCCUCCAAGACAGUAUCCCUCUGUACCCCUCAACACACCACAGAUGAGUCUGGAAGAAGCCAUGGGUCUGGAGGAAGCCAUGGGGUAUGUGGAGGCGGGUGAAGUGGUGGAGGUGACACCUGCUGCCAUUCACCCUUAUGCACUCAUGUACACACCUCUAUACCCCUCUGUACCUCUCUACACACCACAGAUGAGUCUGGAGGAGGCCAUGGGGUAUGUGCAGACAGGAGAGCUGGUGGAGGUGACUCCUGCUGCCAUACACCCCUAUGCAUUCACAUAUCCCUCUUCUGUCCAUGUCCCUGUACCCCUCCACACGCCUGGAAACCCCUUCACAAACCGCAGAUGA
Closterium sp. Naga37s-1 is the source of this 2646-nucleotide messenger RNA. The record is from the annotation of a GenBank genome assembly. Lineage: Eukaryota; Viridiplantae; Streptophyta; Zygnematophyceae; Desmidiales; Closteriaceae.